AUCUCGGAUUCGAACCCCCUGAUCUGUCCGGCCCUAGUUAUCCCGCCCCGGGGACUCUUCCACCCUCCCUCUCAGGAUCUAAAAUAGAAGCCCAUGGAUUUGAGAGGUACCCCGUAAAUUCAGCCCUGGGUGUGGCCUCCAGGACUACGAUCCUGGAUCCGUGCUCUCAAUUCUAACGGGGACUCCGGUAUCCCGGGCCCCGGGGCUCACACUCAAUAUCUUAGACCCGAACCCAUAGACACAGCGAUGAGACUAAUCCCGCUGCUGGUUGUACCUAAACCCUCAAGCCCACAUUCUGGAUUUACUAAACUCUGCUCCAGGAGCCUCCAGGCGGAGAAUUUCUGAUCCACGCUCCCGACCCACCCCAAACCCCUAAAUCAGUCUUAGGGCUCUGGAUCUCAGAUUCGAGAGUCAGCUUGGGGCCCCCAUCUCGAGAACCCCACUUGACCUGGCCGCUGUCUGGUGCUUAAUGAUGCCUAUGCGUAGACUCAGCCCAGAGUCCUUCAAGCCAGACGCGGACCCUUCCCCCAGAAGCCCAGACCCCAUCCCGAAUGGACCCUCAAGCCGCAGCCGGAGGACAGGUCUCCGCCUAGCGGCUUCAUAUCACUCCCCCAAGUCCAGCAGUCAGAAAUGCGUAUUUCUUUGGGGGAAGGGGCGGGCUCAGGGACGAGACAGCCACCUGACCCCUUUUUCCCUCCUCAGGAAUCUUGAGUCACAGCCAUGUUCCUGGUUAACUCGUUCCUGAAGGGUGGAGGAGGCGGCGGGGGGGGCGGGGGCCUAGGGAAUGUGCUCGGAGGCCUGAUCAGCGGCGGCGGCGGCGGAGGAGGAGGCGGCGGCGGCGGCGGCGGUGGCGGUGGCGGAACUGCCAUGCGCAUCCUGGGCGGGGUCAUUAGCGCCAUUAGUGAGGCGGCUGCGCAGUACAACCCAGAGCCCCCGCCCCCUCGCACCCAUUACUCCAACAUCGAGGCCAAUGAGAGUGAGGAGGUCCGGCAGUUCCGGAGGCUCUUUGCCCAGCUGGCUGGAGAGGACAUGGAGGUCAGUGCCACAGAACUCAUGAACAUUCUCAACAAAGUCGUGACCCGACAUCCUGAUCUGAAGACUGAUGGUUUUGGCAUUGACACAUGUCGCAGCAUGGUGGCUGUUAUGGAUAGUGACACGACCGGCAAGCUGGGCUUCGAGGAAUUCAAGUACUUGUGGAACAACAUCAAGAAGUGGCAGACCAUAUACAAACAGUUUGACAUUGACUGUUCAGGGACCAUUGGCAGCAGUGAACUCCCGGGGGCCUUUGAGGCAGCAGGAUUCCACCUGAAUGAGCAUCUCUACAACAUGAUCAUCCGACGCUACUCAGAUGAGGAAGGGAACAUGGAUUUUGACAACUUCAUCAGCUGCCUGGUCAGACUGGAUGCCAUGUUCCGUGCCUUUAAAUCUCUUGACAAAGAUGGCACUGGACAAAUCCAGGUGAACAUCCAGGAGUGGCUACAGCUGACCAUGUAUUCCUGAACGGGAGUCCCAGACCUGCCCCCUCAUCGCCUCGCUGUAGGAGUCACCUUGGACUCUUCAGUCUCCCCCAGGGUUGAUCCUGUUUGCAGUCACAUCUUCAUGGCUCCUGCUGACCCACAGGCCUUUCUGUUCUCCCAGCCCUUGGCACCCGGAUUCUCAGUCAACAGCCAGGGCCCAACAUGCUUCAACACACCCCGCCCCAGCACACCCAUCUCACAUCUACUCCAUAUCUACUUGCUUCUGUGCCAAGCCCAAUGUUUGUGUUGCUUGCACACCCCAAGGGCCCUUCUCUCAGUUCUGGGAGGAUCACUCCAGUCCCUACACACCCUGGCACACCCAUUCAGUUACCACCCAGGCAGCUGAACUCCAGGCCACAACAGGCCACAUGCCCCAGUGCCUUUGUCUGUAUUCUGCUCCCAGCCUGCCAGGUCCAGGAGGAAAUAAAUGCACCCUAGUUGCUGCUCUCUCUGA
Messenger RNA from Orcinus orca (killer whale), 1971 nucleotides. It is a transcript of the gene CAPNS1, whose product is annotated as calpain small subunit 1. NCBI's taxonomy places the organism in Eukaryota, Metazoa, Chordata, Mammalia, Artiodactyla, Delphinidae. The transcript is spliced from 10 exons. The record is from RefSeq and is a predicted model, not a curated record. Gene Ontology annotation, molecular function: calcium ion binding. Bases 721 to 1500 code for a protein of 259 amino acids.